Molecule: messenger RNA, 2599 nt
Organism: Tachysurus vachellii
Lineage: Eukaryota; Metazoa; Chordata; Actinopteri; Siluriformes; Bagridae
Gene: atoh1b
Product: atonal bHLH transcription factor 1b
Exons: 1
Coding region: 589-1275 (228 amino acids)
Molecular function (GO): protein dimerization activity
Source: RefSeq, a predicted model, not a curated record
UCCUUUCUUCUGUGGGCGUGAGAGGAACUUUUCCUAUUGGCCCUGAAACACCAGACUGUAGCUCCGAGGGGAGGAGGGUCCACUGUGAAUGGGUACUAAAGGAGCAAUCAAAGCACCUGGAUGAAGGCAGGAAGUGUCUCCACGUCUGACGUUAGAUUUGUUUCUGCGUAGAUGCUUCGUCUUUGAAGAUCUUUCGAGAUUCAAUCGAGGUUUUUAAACUCAUUUUCACUCUUAGCAGAACUGACUGGAUUUCAGAAAGGCAGCUUAAGGACGUGAGACGGGAUCAAGGGCCUCUGCUUCACCUGCUGCUUCACAAAGUUUUUUGAAUAGAUUCAUUUGCAUUUUUUAAAUUUUUUUUUUCCUUCUCCAUAAUUUAACUCAUAGUAGAGCUUCUGGGACCUAAAAAAGGGUGCGUGAAGAAGGUUUGGAGAGCAUCAAGGAUUUUUGCUCCAUACACAAAUUAUUUUUCAUUUAUUUUUUCCUUGAUUUACCAAAAAAAAAAAAAAAAGCAGAACUGCUGGAAUUAAUACAACUGACCCACAUCAAGGCCUCAAGACGUUUAUUUUCCUCAGGUCUUAAAUACUGACCAUGAUGGCCAAUGCUGAACUUCUGACUUGGUCGGAAGCGCACGUGCCAAAGCGGCCGCAGGACAUCCCCCAGUCCGAGCACGCGACGCUUACCCGCAGUGACCCCCGGGGGUGGAUGAGUGCGCACGUGCGUGCCCCUGCCGCGGCCCUUCCAAGUCAGUACGCGCGCGCGUCGCCUGACGUCACUCCGGACACAUCACCGGACCCUGUAGCCGCCGUUGCAUCUAAAGAGCAUCCUUUGGGCGCCGCGCACAGGCACCGGCGCGUCGCAGCGAAUGCGCGCGAGCGGCGGCGCAUGCAUGGUCUGAACCGCGCGUUCGACCGCCUGCGCAGCGUCAUCCCGUCACUGGAGAACGACAAGAAGCUGUCCAAGUACGACACACUGCAGAUGGCACAGAUCUACAUCGCAGAGCUUUCCGAACUACUCGAGGGCGUAGCGGCGCGCGGCACCGGGGACGCAUCGCGCGCGCGUCUGUGCUUCCAGACGCCGUGCACUGGUUACACCGUGGAAACGUCUACGACAACGACACCCUCCACGGCUCCGGUGACCGAGGGACGCGUGCUGAUCCUGUCCGCGCCUACGGCUCACUUUGAUCCCGCAAAAAUGGAGCUCGCGGCGGCCAACGGCAGCGACGGAGAGUCUUCUCAAUGUAGUGACGCCGAGGAUGGACAUCCGGGACCUCAGUGAGCACCUGGGAAUAAACUACGUAUACACGUGCAUAUGACCGUGCCGUGGUUAUUAUACUCCAUGAUAUAGAUAUUUUCUGACACUAAAGCUGUGGGUGAAGAGAAGGAGCCCGAAGUAGCUCAUGUACACCUAAUAGCAUCCUUUUUAUUCAAUGCCACAAAAUAUAUUCCCAAACUAGCUAACUUGGCUGAUUUGGUUAAUGCCCUAAUCCUAUCUAUUUAGCUCAUUUAGAUAGCUAACUAACAACAAACACCAGAGUUAACAGCCACUAUAGUAACUGUCUUAAUCAAAUGUUAAACAUUUUAUAGAUAUGAUUAUAAAGUGUUCUUCUGUUUUUCACACACUUCCAGAUUUCCAACAAGUGGAUAGUUCCGUCUAAAUCUGAGGCUUUAUCUAUAGCCAAGGGCUUUAUCUGUAGGACUUCAACUUAUUGGAGCUUCUGUGCACAGAUUUGACAUUAUAUCUUUUAAGGAAAGUGUUCUCAGUAAUUGCGCUGUAAACACUCUUCCCUUUACUUUUAUUGUUCUUGUUUUUCACUUUUCAUUCUUAGAUAACUUUUCCUAACGUUCAACAUUAAUUUCCUCACGUAUAUGUUUUUUUUUUAAAUCAUUCUUUCUUUCUUAUUUCAGUCUUUGUUUUUUUUUGUUUUGUUUUGUUUUUUUUAGGAGAAAUGCACAAUUAGCCUACAGUAGCCCAUUUCAUUAAAGUGUCUGUGUACAGGGUGGACAGAAGCAUUUGAAUCUUUAAAAAAGAAGGGACCGGGAAGCUUACAGAAAUAUUUUUUUAGCAAUAGAGUCAGCUUAUUUAUUCUACUAAUAUUAGUGUAUUUAUGACUUUCUUAAAUGUACAAUUGGAGAUCAAAACAAAAUGACGGCCUUAAAUGCGGGACCACCAUUUGUUUGUUUAGAUUUUUUUUUUAUAUAUUUCUUGGGCAAAUUAUCUGAAGGAUGUUCUCUGAUAUACCAGUAUUGUAAAGGCCAAUAACACGGCAAUAAUCUUUCGCAAACAACGUAUUAUUGCGGCCCUAAAAAAUAAACCUGCGAUUGUGUGUGGGCUCAUAAAACUAUUAUCUCUGUCUGUGUUUUAGUAGACAUUAAAGGGAACCAAAUAGAUGUCGUAGAGGUUAAAGUAGCCUGUUGGGGGAAAUGAAUAUGAACUUGAGAUGGCCACCAGAAUAGUAAUUGUUUUAGCGUUUUUUGGAUUUCUGCACUUUAUUACCGGAGCAUUGUGAUUUACAUCCAUAACACAGAUCCACUGCCAAUGAACCAACUUCUAUUUUUUUCUAUUUAUGUAUGUAAUGUAAUUGUUUAAUAAAAACUUUAAC